GCAUCAAAUCCAUCAUCACCAGUUUUCAGUUUUCCGGGGGGUGGUUAUGGAGAGAUAAUAUAAAUAAAUAUGUUUUUGUCUCAAAAACUAUGAACUUUAGGAAAAUGCUUCGGGGAGAUUUACAACAUGGGAAAUAUGAAGGAUCUUCUUAAAAAAUCUCUUCAACUCUUAGAUGAAGUGACUGAAAUUCCUCUAAAACAAAACACAAACACUCAAAAAGAUGGGCAACAUGUUUUCCUUCAACAAAGUGUUACUCUUCUUGCAUUUAAAGAUAAAUUGUCCAUUAAUUCAACUGCAACUCCUGGUGCUUCACCAAAGUUACUUUUUGGAAUAAUCAAAGAAGACCUUCCCUUAUUUAUUGGUGCUAUUAUUGGUGCAUCUCUUGUAAUUGCACUUUGUGUGCUAAUUCUAAUAUUUUGGAAGUGUUGUUGUAGAAUGACUAUUUUGAGCAAGAAAAAAGAAUAUUGGUUACAGCCUAAGAAUACAUCUAACUUAAAAGGAAAAAAAUACCCUACUGUGCAAAGCAGCUCCGUUGUUUUUUUGGGACUUAAACCAACUCAGGAUUUUGCAUAUAAAAGAGAAAAAUCCUCUGAGGACUGCACUGUCUUCAAUUUUUUUGCAAAUUCAUCUGACAAAGAUCUUUUAAAUAGCACAUUUGAUGAUUCAAUGAGUUACACCAUGUCAUCACAAUGCCCUGACAUAAUUGUUUCUGAUGAAAAGAAACCUGAUUCUAAUGGACCAAAUCUGCUUCCAAAUGGUACCUGUUCUAAUGAUACUGCUAAUCAGUCAUGUUCUGUGAUUUCUACAUCAUCAGUUUUGCAAAAUGGAAGUAUUACUCAUUGCACGAACUCGAGCAUCCUCUCACCAAAUGAUAUGAGCAUUCCAAGUAUUACCAUUCAUCAAGAAUCACCCGCAUUGUUUCAUAGAAGCUUUUAUUCUGGAAAUUUUGAUCAACAUAGUUUGUACAGCUGUGAUUCUCAUCCUGCAUCAGAAAUUGGAGUCAGAAAAUGUAGUAGCUUUACUUGGAGUAAUUAUAGCUUACGACCAUCAUCAAGUGACUGUUACUAUGAUUUAUUCCAAAAAGCAAAUUUUUGUAAGAAGAGGAAAAAUCGUAUGAGAAGUGAUAUUGCUGCUGCUAUUGCUCUAAACAGAAGCCAGAGUUCUCAAUUAAACAAAGAUACAGAGUUAUUAGUUGAAAAUGAAGUUGAAGUCGUUUUAGCGGAGAGAACAACACUGUAAAUUAGAGAUAAUUAAAAGGAAAACUUGCAUCAAAGUAUGAUACUUCACCAAGUUAGACUAUCAUCUAUUAUUAAUGCCCAUUUCAUUGUUUGAGUUUUUUUCUUUCUUUUAAUUUGAAGUUAUCUGUGACAUUUCUAGUCAUUUCAAAGUUUUAUCUAUUAAUUCUUAAAUUGGAUAACUGUUUCUUACUUACCUCUAGAUGUUUUUAAUAUAUCGUCACAAAAAUCAUCAUGCACUUAUAUUUUUUUGUCAAUGGCAAUUGAAUGAUAUUAAAAAAAUAUUGAGAUUACUUUUUCUGUGUUUUCAUUGAUUUGAUUGCUCUGUUACUUAAAAUACCAGUAGAUAUUCUAAUCAUUUUUUUCCUUGAUUUUAAUCGGAGUUUUUUAAGGUAUUUUUGAACUCUCACUGUGAUAUAUAUUUAGUGAUUAACCCCUUCCUCUACUCUAACCUCAUCUACUUUUUUUUCUAACCUCUUUUACGAUUUGAGAGCAUUCCAAUAUGAAUUUUAAUAAAAAAAGAAAAAUUAUGAAUCAAUUAAAUACUACUUUGUUGAAUGCUGUUUGCUGUAACUACUGCAAUAAAUUUAGCUUGUUCAUUUCCAUUGGAAAAUAAUUAUAAAUAAUUAAAACUUCAUGUUCUUCAGGCCAUUGUUAGCAUUUGUUAACUUGUUAAUCUGUCUGAUAAUUGAGCUAAUAAAGAUCCAACUGUUGUUAUUGGUUAUAGAAACAUUUUGUUUUAUGCUUUUGUACAAAUUUUAUUAUUCCAUUUUUACUUAUCUUAAAACUGUGUCUUGCUAGGUUUCAGUGUUAUAAAUUUAAAACCUAGUUAAUUAUUGUAGCACUUUUCUACAUUCAAUUUAAUUAUAAUGCAUUUAAAGAAAUUAGUAAAUUAUUAAGUCCUCUUGCAAUUAAUUAAUUAUGAGCUUAGAAGACCAAAGUGUGAGCUUUCUUUUUAAACAUAAAAUAUUAGAAUUAAAUAAUUAGAAUUAAUUAAAAGUUUAGAAUUAAUUGUCUGUAAUGACUUCAUACAUUUUUAUGACCUUACUUUGUGUGAAUGAGUUAAGUAAUAAAAUAAAAUUUCAGUAUUGUUAAAUUAAAUUUAAAAUUUUGAAUACAAAAUUUUUUAAAUUAUUAUGUUUGUAUCACAAUACAUAAAACUGGUAAGAAAACUGGUAACAGUAAGAAAAAAAACUGGUAACAGUAAGAAAAAAAACUGGUGACUUUUAUUUUUCUUUCUUAGCAUUUACCUACUGAAUCUGUCUGGUACAUAUCUUUUUUAAUCACUAUGUUAAAAUACUUUUUUGACUCUAAAGAGCAUUGUAGAAUGUUGUUUAAGACACUUAAAUACUCUUUAAAUGAAAUUUUUUUAAAAUCUGUGUAUUAAAGUUCAAGAUAUUUAUAUCAUUGAUUCUGAAGAUUGGUCUAAAUUUGAUUAAUUAUAAAAUACUUAAAAUGCGUUCUACUUACCAUAAGAAGAAAAAAAUGAGUUUCUUUAAUUCAUACAGUGAAAAUUUGUGGGACUCUGUUUAAUUCCUUGUAAAAUCUAUUGAAAUUUUCUUAACGAAAUUAUAGAUAUUUUUAUGUUAUUUUGUUUUGCAGUGUAAACAGCUAUUUAUCAUUUUCAAAAUGUUUUGAUAAUGUUUCCUAUUUACACAAGAAAGCAAUAUUUUCUUUUUAUUGAUUAGAGAAUUUAUAUUCCAUCUUUUUUGAAUUUUUCAAAUUUUUAAUGAUCUUAUUAGCUUACAAGAUCUUAAUCAAUUGAUAUUUGAUACUUUUUUGUAAUUCAUACAUUCAUUUCCAAAGUUUGUACAAUAAUUAUUGCAUCUUACAUUUAAAUUUUUUACCUUUGUAAAAAAUAUAUUUUUAUCAAAAUGUUGAGGGGAAAAAAUAUUGACUCCUGUUGAAGUGUGCAGUAUUUUAUUAACAGUCCCAAAUAAGUAUUAAUUUGUUAAAAUUAAUACUGCAAUAUUUCGAUUAAUUUUAAUAAAUUUCGUUACUUUCAAUUUACAAAUUUCUCUUUAGAAAUUUUCUACAUAUCAUGUAUGAAGAAUGUUUUAAGCUUAAAUAUUUCAUUAUUUGUAUCUCUGUAAAAUUUACUGAAUAUACACCCAAACAUAUCUGAUUUUAGAACUGUUUUUAUGUGUAGUUUGGAAUAAUGCACUUAAUAUGUAGAAAUGUAAAUGCACAUCAUCAUAAAUGUCAGCUUUUUUCAGAUCUGUUAAAUAUUACAAUAUUAAAUUGCACUUGUGUGAAAAAUUGAACGAUAUCCUCCACAGCACUAUGAUAUUGCUCGAAAAUAUUUUUUCACCUUAUUUUUCUUUCAAAUAUUCUGAGAGGCACAUAAAAGUUUUCAUAUAGAUGUAAAUCUUUCAUAUUGUGGUGUAAUUUUAACAUCACAAAGUAGCAUUUUCUGAGAUUUCUGUAAAUGUAACUUAAAAUACUGUUUCUUACUUAAUAUGUUAGGUUGAGUUAUUAGUUUGCCAUAAAAAAUUUUGCAAAGGACUUUUUAUUAGUAAUUAAUAUUUUUUUUAAUUUGUUUUAUACGGAUUAUUUGCUGUGAUAAUUUAUAUAUCAAGUAUUUAAUAUUUAUUCAAAUUUUUUAUUAUGCUAUUAACAUUGAGAUGCAUGAUUAUGUGUGUUUAUUANUAAUUAAUAUAUUUUUUUAUUUGUUUUAUACGGAUUAUUUGCUGUGAUAAUUUAUAUAUCAAGUAUUUAAUAUUUAUUCAAAUUUUUUAUUAUGCUAUUAACAUUGAGAUGCAUGAUUAUGUGUGUUUAUUAGUUAAGAAUAUAAAUAUGUAUAAAACAUACUUAUUGGUAUUUAUUUAGAAUAUAUUUUUAUGAUGUUUUUGUAUGAUUAAAUUUUGUAUAAAAUAUUUUUCUCAUUUGAAAGAACUUUUUGCUAACUUCUGCACAUUGUAAAAUCUUUGUAUUACUGUUUGAUAAAAUGCAGUUAGAUGUAUUACAUUCCUGUUAAAUGUGCCAAAUGUGUUUAGUAAAAAAAGUAGAUGCUAUUAGCAUUGGCAUUGGUCACAAUCAAAUUUUGUCACAAAAAGUUUUAAUUUAUAUGAAAAUAAAUUUAGUUUGUAUAAUGAAUGUCUGAGAAAUCAAAGGUGAUUUGUAAUAUCAGAAAAUGAAAAAUUGAAGGAGAUAAAACUGUAUGGUUUGCUGUGUUCUUUUUCAGAAUAUUUAUUCUCGCUAGGCUACAAAAUAAGUUACAAAUCUCAUAAAAAAUUGCUACUGUUGCAAAAAGAAGAAACUUUUUGCUGGAGACUAGACCACUCUUAGUAGAAUAUUUGCACAGGUGUCUGUUAAUUUUGUCAUCAGAAUGCACCGUUUUUUGUUGCUAAUUUCUUUUAUUUAGAAAAGAGUUCUAUAGUUUUUCUCUUUUAGCCGUGGUAUAUUUUAAUUAACUUUGCAACCGCUUUUGAAACUUGUUUCCAUAGCAUAAUGCCACAAACUAUUCUUUUCUACCUCCUUUCAUGUUUCAUUAAUUAACCUUUUCAAUUGUCAGUCAUUUUUUACUGACCUAAUAAGUUACUGACUUUUAUGUUGACUUUAGUUCUUUUUAUAUAUUAGUACUUAUUUAUUGCAUUAUUAUGUUAUAUUUUUUUAAUGUAUGUACAUAUUUAUUCUAAUAUUAAGGACAUAAGUUGAUAUUUUUGAAUCUUUUAUACUACUGUUAUUAAAGAUUUUGGUUCGGAAUUAAAGAGAGUAAAUAAGGAUAAAAUUUCUUACUCAAGGAAAUUGUUUUAAAUAUUUGUUAAUUUAUUCUGUUACGUUCUAUCAAAAAUAAAUUAAUGGCAUCAA
Molecule: messenger RNA, 5045 nt
Organism: Parasteatoda tepidariorum (common house spider)
Lineage: Eukaryota; Metazoa; Arthropoda; Arachnida; Araneae; Theridiidae
Source: RefSeq, a predicted model, not a curated record